This is a messenger RNA of Helianthus annuus (common sunflower), 753 nucleotides long. RefSeq lists its product as uncharacterized. Bases 1 to 753 code for a protein of 250 amino acids. The transcript has a single exon. The record is from RefSeq and is a predicted model, not a curated record. Lineage: Eukaryota; Viridiplantae; Streptophyta; Magnoliopsida; Asterales; Asteraceae.
AUGGGGAAUGAUCCUUUAAUGAAUCAGUUCCCGGCCUUAUUCGAGUUAGAUGCGAACAAGGACUGCAAGAUUAGCGACAGGUUAUCGAUAAAUGGAGGGGGAUCCAGGUAUGUUUGGCAGUGGAGGAGGCCGUUGGGGGAGGGACAGGAGACAAUCGAGAUGAUCGGCUUAUGCAGUUUGCUUCACAGUGUAGAGUUAAAGAAAGAGAAAGAUAGAUGGGCUUGGACCGGAUCUUCGGAUAAGCAGUUCAACGUGGGCGCGGUUAAAUGGCUUCUGAACAAGAAUAUUGGGUACAAUGAGGGUAAUCAUCCGGGUUGGUGCAAGUGGCUCCCUAGCAAGUGCAAUGUCUUUAUUUGGAGAGCUGGGUUGGAUAAGUUGGCGACUAUGGAUGCGUUAAAAAGAAGGAACAUAGACAGGGGCGAUUCUAAUUGUGUGUUGUGUGGUGAAGGGGAAGAAUCUAUGGAACAUUUGUUUACUUCCUGUUGUUUCGCGGCGAUGUUAUGCCCUAUUAUAAGUUUGUGGUGCAAAAUCCUUAACAUUUUUGCGUUUUCGGUUAAUGAUUUGCUCGAUACGCAUGAGCACAUUGGGUUAAAAGGGAUCAAAAAAGAGGUGGUUCAAGGUAUUAUCAGAAUCGGCUGUUGGAGCAUUUGGAAAGCAAGGAACGAAGCUAGGUUCAACAACAAGAUUAUAAAAUUGGAGGGGAUUAUUCGGGAGAUUAAAACGGUCGGAUUUUUGUGGUUUAAUAGUAGAUAG